Mercenaria mercenaria is the source of this 1536-nucleotide messenger RNA. RefSeq lists its product as uncharacterized. The transcript is spliced from 15 exons. Lineage: Eukaryota; Metazoa; Mollusca; Bivalvia; Venerida; Veneridae. The record is from RefSeq and is a predicted model, not a curated record. Bases 133 to 1473 code for a protein of 446 amino acids.
AAAGAUGAUAAGAGUUAAAUCUUAUCACAGUGCUUUCUGUUAGAGACAUAUUGUGCCGCUUUUUAAAACUUACAUGAUUAAAAAAAAAUGUUAAAAUAGAGUGAAUUAUUGCCAAGUUACAGGAGUUUGUUGAUGAAUUACAAAUCAAAUACUCAAGUUACCUGCUGUAUAUCCUACAUCAAAAGCAUGGUGCAAGCAAAGACAGAUUUUGUAUUUACUACAUUGUUGACUCUGGCUUUCUUAUUUCCUUUAGCAAAUGGACAGACAUCAUCCCUGACAUGCAAGAAAUGUGAUAGAGUCUCAAGUCUUGAUAGUUGCACAGGAUCGACGAAAUGUGCCGCCGAUGAGAUAUGCUUUAUGGAUGAGAUAAUCACGGAUCAACUGAACGUUGUAUACACUGGAGGAUGCCGCUCAAAAGUCGUGUGUAAGUCUGGUGUAGGAGGGGCAUCAUAUGUUGGAAAGCGCAGUCUACAGAAGAGAUCAGAUUCGGUAGCAUGUUCUAGAUGUUGUGAUGUAAAGAAGAAGACUGGUGAACUUGAAUGUAAUGCCAGAUUGUGUGGCAUAAGAUAUACUAACACCGAUUCUGUCAGAUGUUUUGUUUGUGACACUGAUAUAGCUGGCGCAAAACAGGGAGAUGUAGAUAUGCCUGAACAUUGUAUGUCAAAUACUACAUGUCAGGUGAAUGAGGCAUGUAGUGUGGAAAGACUCUACGAUUAUGGUGAAACCAGACAUAAAUACACAUGCUUACGAAAACGUAUAUGUUUACUGUUAACCAAAGAAGCUCUCAAAAGGAAAGACGAAUGCGUUGCAAACCCAGAUCCUGCUAUCUGCGGACAUGCUGGUAUGCGAAAGAGGACAGCGAACAAUAUGUGUACAGCCUGUUGUGGGGAUGGUUUAUGUAACAGCGGAUCGUGUGAGCAAGUUAUAGACCGUCUGUAUAACUUAUGGAAAGGUGGCGUACUGGAUUUUGAUAAUCUACAGGUGAAAGCAAUAUCGACCAAGAUACAAUCGACAAUAAAUCCAGAUUUAAUGUCCAACGUUGAUGUCGUGUGUCCACCAGCUAUGAAAGACCACUGCUAUGUUGUAUCUAAAUAUCGACUGUCAUGGUUUGGUGCAAAGAUGAUUUGUCUUGCUAGACAUGGUAAAUUAUUUGUCCCAGAGAGUAUGGAAGAGGAACUGUUUGUUGAACAUUACCUUAACACAGUGGCAGCUUUUAUGCACUACUCCAACCAUUCCUUUUGGAUCGGCGGAAGAACAGAAUCGAAUGGGAAUUCGUGGCUGGAUAUAAAGGGCAAUAGUGUAGAAAGGUGGGCGGCCACUAUUCAAAAUAUGCAACAUCAAAACGACACUUCUUGUAUCGCAAUGGAUGGUCAAUGGAAUUUCCUCUGGAAUAGAUUCCAUUGUAACAACACAUUAUUCUUUAUUUGUAAAGAAAAGACACCGUACAACCCAGCAACUGCAACCGAUCGUUAGAUAGAUAUUUACUGACAUCCUUUUAAGUGUAAACAAAUCUUAUUUAAAGUGAAACAACACGUU